Molecule: messenger RNA, 746 nt
Organism: Vicia villosa (hairy vetch)
Lineage: Eukaryota; Viridiplantae; Streptophyta; Magnoliopsida; Fabales; Fabaceae
Product: 10 kDa chaperonin 1, chloroplastic-like
Exons: 7
Coding region: 118-522 (134 amino acids)
Cellular component (GO): mitochondrial matrix
Molecular function (GO): metal ion binding; protein-folding chaperone binding; protein folding chaperone
Source: RefSeq, a predicted model, not a curated record
UUGUCUUCACUCUUUGACAUUUUGUACUAACUUGUGUGAGUUUGUGGAUAAUAAACCUAACAAGGGUUUAACUCUUCAAUCCAUUCUUCUCUGUGCUUACCUCUCUUAUCCAUUUCCAUGGCUUCCACAUUUCUCACCUUACCAACUCCUUUCCUUCACAAAUCAACCGCCGCUUCUUUCUCCAACUCAAAACUCUCACUUUUGAAGAGGAACUCUUUGAAGAUUAACGCAAUUUCCAAGCAAUGGGAACCAACUAAGGUUGUGCCUCAGGCUGAUAGGGUUCUUAUUCGUCUCGAGGAACUAUCACAAACAACCGCUGGUGGAAUUUUGUUGCCAAAGUCAGCUGUUAAAUUUGAGCGAUAUCUCACCGGCGAAGUCCUAAGUGUUGGUGCCGAGGCUGAAAAUGUAAAGGCCGGUGCCAAGGUACUAUUCAAUGACGUAAGUGCUUAUGAGGUGGAUUUGGGAACUGAGGCGAAGCACUGCUUCUGUAAAUCAAGUGACUUGUUGGCCGUGGUUGAGUAGGGCUGGCCACGCGAAUGAAACAGAAGAAUGAUCUUUUUGAUAUGAUAUAUUAAUGGCGAAUGUAUUAGGAGUAGAGUGAACUAUUUUCAAUCAUUGGUGUUAAAUUUUUCUCUUCAUGUCAUUAUUUCAGUUUGGUAUUCAUUGCUUGAUGUCCAAGGAAUCAAACUAUGUGGAAUUUCUCAAUUGAAUAUGAUGAUAGACUUAUAAGCACAAAAAGAAAGAUA